AGCUUCCAGCAAUGGCUCACCCCGCCCCUGUACUCAUGACGCCAUUUCCCCGGUGAAGGAGGCGUUGUCCCGGCUUUCUACUGCGAGCGUUAGCAUUGUGCUCUCCUGACAGAUAUCUUAUCUAGCUGGUUGACGAGACUCAACUACCAAUUAAAACUUCUAAUAAACGCCACUUUUAAAUAAAGCUUUAUUCAACCCAAUUUAUCUGAUUGCUGUUCUAAAUCGAUCAACUGAAUCAUGUUAAACAACGGUCACCACGCAGAAGCCGAGCUGGGGAGGGAAGCCGGAGAUAAGACGGGCAACAACGCCUGCUGCAGCCCUGAGAAAAGAAAACGUGUCGUGCGGGUCUGGUGUGACGGGUGCUAUGACAUGGUACAUUAUGGGCACUCUAACCAGCUACGCCAGGCACACGCCAUGGGUGACUACCUUAUUGUUGGCGUGCAUACAGAUGAGGAAAUCGCUAAGCACAAGGGCCCCCCAGUGUUUACCCAGGAGGAGCGCUACAAGAUGGUCCGCGCAAUAAAAUGGGUUGAUGAGAUAGUGGAAGGAGCCCCGUAUGUCACCACCCUGGAAACUCUGGACAAGUACAACUGUGAUUUCUGUGUGCAUGGAGAUGAUAUUACUCUGACUGUUGAUGGGAAAGACACAUACGCUGAGGUUAAAAAUUCAGGAAGAUAUCGGGAGUGCAAGCGCACGCAGGGUGUUUCCACUACAGACCUGGUUGGCCGAAUGCUCUUGAUGACUAAAACUCACCACAGCAACAUUGACAAAAAUUCUGACUAUCAGCAGCACACAGACAACUUUGGAAAGGGUCCCAAAGGCCACAGUCCCUGGACUGGAGUCUCUCAGUUCCUGCAGACCUCUCAGAAAAUAAUCCAGUUUGCUUCAGGGAAGGAGCCGCAGCCUGGGGACACCAUCAUCUAUGUGGCAGGAGCCUUUGAUCUCUUCCACAUCGGCCACGUUGACUUCCUGGAGAAUGUGUACAAGCAGUCAGACAAGCCUUAUGUCAUUGUUGGGCUGCAUUUUGACCAGGAAGUCAACCGCUACAAAGGAAAGAACUAUCCCAUAAUGAAUGUGCAUGAGAGGACUCUGAGUGUGCUGGCCUGCAGGUACGUCUCAGAAGUGGUGAUUGGAGCUCCCUAUGCAGCCACCACAGAUCUGCUGGAUCACUUCAAGGUGGACCUGGUAUGCCAUGGAAAAACAGAAGUCAUCUUUGAUAAAGACAACUCUGAUCCCUAUGCUGAGCCCAAAAGACGGGGCAUCUUCAGGGUAAUUGACAGUGGGAAUGAGCUCACCACCGACGCCAUUGUUGAGAGAAUAAUCAAGAACAGGCUGCUGUUUGAGGCUCGAAACCAGAAGAAGGAAGCAAAAGAGAUGGCGGUGUUUCAAGCCUUGAAGAAACGUGAGGAGGAGAAGAUGAAGGAACAACAGAGGGGUCUGGUGAACGAGGAGCAAGAGAACUGAAGAGCAGCAAACCAAAUGUUGAAGCCAGGCGGCAUCCAGAUCAAGUCAGGGAACAAAAUCCUGAACCUCUGGUAAUAGGAGUCCCGUCUCACUGGUGGACACGUUGGAAUUGCUAUAGAUGAACUCCAGCGAUGGUCUUUUUCAGAGCAUAUAAUCUACUUUAACAGUCAAUACGAACUGUGCUUAUAAAUCAGCUUAACUCCACUGGAUUUCAUGAUCCUUGCUAGCUAACUUUGGGUGCUCUGUGUUUACUUGGCAAUCAUCACGUACCUCUUGUACUUUUCCUUAGGGGCUUUAGAGAAUAUAGUCCUGCAACGUUUUUGGGUGAGAGAAUGCACUUUAAUCACUAGCGGAAGAACACUGCAAUUGAUAUAUUCAUUCUUUUAAUGUAUUUGUACAUUCUGUGUCUUGCCUCCAUGCAAAAGAUUUUAAGUAAGAGCACAUGUAUAAUUAUAUUUUGGGAGGUACGGAACAUAAAUGAUCCAUACCGAAGAAAGAAAAAAAAAAUCCAUUGCAUGAUUGCAUGUGCUUCCUCGUUUUUAAAUACUCUUGACUAGAUCAAAUCUGGGAUCUACAUAAACAAUGUAACCCUGAACACGAAUCAUUUAUGAUAUGGUAAACAUAGUACUACUUUUAAUCUGAACAAGUGAGUACCUGCUAACCGUAAAAGCUAUUUUUAAGCAUUUUAAAGUAAGCAAAACAACGAAAAUAAAAAAGUGUUUGUAAAUAACACAAAAAUGGUACUUUAAUUUUCCUGCUUUUUAACUAAUUUAUUUUUGACCGGAUACAAGUGACCUAAUUUCAUCUAUUGGUCCAUCACACGCAUGCAUGUUUGUUAGGAUCAUUCGUUCUCACUAUUACCUAUUGUUUUGUGUACAUUUGUAAUGUCCCUGAGAUUCCCCAAUGUUCUUAUUAGAUGAAUCUCUGUGUGUGUGUGUGUACACAGGACUGAGAUUUUCUCUGGCAUAAACAAUGUGGCUGAGAAGCGGAGGAUCGGUGAUGGGUAGGUUGAGGAUUUUGCCUCCUGGAGACCCGGGUUCGAAUCCGGCUAUGGGAAUCGGUUAGAAGGGUUUUAUGACUUGUACUCCAAGACCAUUAGCAUUUUAUUCUCUAUGAAUAAAAGUUGUUGUGCAGGUCAGGGUUGAGGUUCAUUGGCAGAACUUUGUGGGGAAAAUGACUUGGCACCUGGCACGUUGUGCCUAAUCUAAUAUAAGCCCAGCCAAUUUAUUCAGACUAAAAUAAUUAAUUAAUUAUAUGAAACACACCAGGAGAAAAUGGCAUUAUUGGAAUUUGAUUGUAGGUACUGUAAAUAAAAAUAAAUAAAUAAAAAAGGACCACUUUAAAGUUACCUCUUUGUUAAAUCUAUAAUUUAAUUAUAGAUUUUUUAAAAUAUUGAAUGAUUGUGAAUAACUAAUUUUCUCCAACAUAUAUUUAUGAUCUAUUUAUAAACCCUGGAGAUAAUAAUUAUAUAUAUAUA
Molecule: messenger RNA, 2941 nt
Organism: Acipenser ruthenus (sterlet)
Lineage: Eukaryota; Metazoa; Chordata; Actinopteri; Acipenseriformes; Acipenseridae
Product: ethanolamine-phosphate cytidylyltransferase
Exons: 13
Coding region: 238-1464 (408 amino acids)
Biological process (GO): phosphatidylethanolamine biosynthetic process
Cellular component (GO): cytoplasm
Molecular function (GO): ethanolamine-phosphate cytidylyltransferase activity
Source: RefSeq, a predicted model, not a curated record